Messenger RNA from Fomitiporia mediterranea MF3/22, 1944 nucleotides. RefSeq lists its product as uncharacterized. NCBI's taxonomy places the organism in Eukaryota, Fungi, Basidiomycota, Agaricomycetes, Hymenochaetales, Hymenochaetaceae. The transcript is spliced from 5 exons. The record is from RefSeq and is a predicted model, not a curated record. The coding region runs from base 1 to 1944 and encodes 647 amino acids.
AUGGUUGAGAAUGUUGCAUACAACAGUGAUAAUCGCAAGGGAUCAAGAGACCGGCUCCACUACGAGAAAAGAAAUGCAAACGAUGAAGUGGUUUUGUCUCAAGUCACUGACGAAGUGGCGAACUAUCCUGACCAUACUGAGGAACGGUUUGUUGAGGUUGCGUUCCGCACCCUUGCUCCCGGUCUUCCAAUUAUUCCUACUCAAGAAGUUAUCGAGGGGCUUGAGCUCCGAGAUGCUCAAAAACUUGCUAAUGCCUAUAAUUUGCCUCCUAAACUUAGCUGGCCUUUGUUGAAACGGGAGCUUAAUGAUACACGCAAUGGAAUCUUGUCUGCAUAUACGAAAGAAGUUUUGAGCAAGAAUAAAACAGCGCAGGCUAGGAAAGCAUCGGUGUCCGAAGACGCCGUACGAGAAUCGAAACGGCAACGAACGUCGAAGGAAACAGUAGACGGCGCGCCUUCGGUUACCGUGUCCUUUUCAUUGUCUCGCAGGCGUCCUUCAGUUGGUUCUUGUGAGGAUGAAGAGGAGUAUCAUAUCAUGAAACUCGCUCAUCAACUUCUCUGCUCAAGCGAUGCAGCUGAGGAUACGGAGUCCUUUGACGAGGAUAAGGUGAGAAGAAACAUCUUAGACGGAGACUGCUCUAUGAACGCAGAGGGCGAGGGCUUCACCGUAGAGCGGAAGAAAUCGCCGACUAAGGUGACACAGUCCAAGAAAGCACUGUUUGUCAUGUAUUUGAAGCGAGUGGCACAUACAGAAGAUAGCAUUUCUAGGUCUCAGCGGGCCCAGACGCUCGCAGAUAUACCGAAUCCUCUCGUUAAGGCAGGAAAAUCUUCCAGAUCGGCAGGACCAAUGGACCCUGAUGACAAUUUUUUCGGUCCCAGGACAUUGAAGAAUACCUCCUUACAAGCGGCUCAGGCAGCCUUAGUCAGUAUUCCAUACCAGAUGGUUAGUCCUGGACGUGAGCCGGAUAGUCCGACGUAUGCUCCAGACAGCCCUGCAUGCAAGCUGGCUGGCCCAGUUUAUUCGCCCGACAGUCCGCCCUUUGAACAACCCAUAGAGACGCAUAAAGCAGACAGCACAACAUGUGUCCCAGAGAGUCAAGUAGAUGCCCCGACUCGAUCACAGCUUCAAUUAUACCCAGUGCCCAGCAGUAGACAUGGGAAACAGCGAGAAAGUGGGAUGAAGCAAGACGCAGAGGAUUCCGGGGCUAAUGAUUAUAAGGGUAGCCAUCAUCGAAGCCACUCCGGUAACCGGAACAAAGGCAGCCAUAAGAAAACGUAUACGUACGUGCUGAGAGCUCCAGACUGGUCCCAGUCGAAUCAACCCUCGCCUGAUGAGGAAUACGAUUACAAAGAAGAGGAAAUGGAGUUCCAACUCGGAGUCACUCGGAGCGAGGAACCACCAGACAGCGAAUAUGACUACGAAGAGGAAGAAGUGGAGUUCUUGUUAGACCCUACCUUGAAUGUAGAAGACGAAGGCAGCUUUGACGAUGGUGGUGACGAAGAAUGCGACGACCAUACGCACAGUCCCGGAUGUACUGAUGGAAGCUCGUUCUCGAGGAGCAUGCGAAGGCUCACCAAGAUGGGAGACGAAGCGAGGGCAAAGAAACGGGAGGCUCUGGAAGCUGAAGAGGAGUCCGACCUAAUGGCAGAGCACGACUCGAAUUACAACUUUGAGCAGGCUUUUCGGUCGUCACCAGCUCGGCAAUCCCCCUGCUGCUACAAUUACAAAGGCACAACUUACAUAUUGCCAAAGACCGAUAAACAGAACCGUACCGUCAGAAACCACUGUCAAAGUGGUCGUCCGGAGUGUAAUGACGUCGAGAGGCCCAGUACAGAAGCUUCUCCACUUCGUGAACGUAGGGGUGAUGGUGAACGUUAUGAGAUUCAACGCUCACCCGUAUUUAAGCCUAGGGCCUUUGUUCGCCCUUCGGAACUAGAGACCUAG